This is a messenger RNA of Malassezia globosa CBS 7966, 1443 nucleotides long. RefSeq lists its product as uncharacterized. Gene Ontology annotation, molecular function: ATP binding; ATP-dependent protein folding chaperone; ATP hydrolysis activity. Gene Ontology annotation, biological process: protein folding. Gene Ontology annotation, cellular component: chaperonin-containing T-complex. The coding region runs from base 1 to 1443 and encodes 480 amino acids. The transcript has 2 exons. NCBI's taxonomy places the organism in Eukaryota, Fungi, Basidiomycota, Malasseziomycetes, Malasseziales, Malasseziaceae. The record is from RefSeq and is a predicted model, not a curated record.
AUGUCGGCCGUUGAGCUUAUCAACCCGCGCGCAGAGUCUGUGCGUAGGUUGCAAGCACUGCAGGUGAAUAUUGCUGGUGCGGUCGGCCUUGCACAGGUUGUGCGCUCCAAUCUAGGACCGCGUGGCACACUAAAAAUGCUUGUUGAUGGAUCUGGUAAUCUCAAGAUGACAAAGGACGGCAAAGUCCUUCUAACGGAGAUGCAGAUCCAAAAUCCUACCGCGGCCAUGAUUGCAAGGACAGCUGUAGCUCAGGAUGAGCAGUGUGGUGAUGGCACGACAAGUGUGGUCUUGCUUGUUGGCGAGCUUCUUAAGCAGGCGGAACGCUACAUUCAGGAAGGCGUGCAUUCGCGCGUGAUUUCUGAAGGCUUCGAUGUCGCAAAAGGUGGUGCCUUGCAGUUCCUAGAGACAUACAAGCAGUCGUCACAAGGUGACCGUGCAACGCUCGUCUCUGUUGCAAAUACGGCUCUGGCCACGAAACUGCCUGCCAAGCUUGCGAAGCAGCUUGCUGAAAGUGUGGUCGAUGCCGUAUUGGCCAUUAGACCUCGCACGAAUAGCACUGCAGAAGUGCCAAAGCCAAAGGCUGAUGGCAGUUCGGAACGGAUCGACGAAUGGAAGACACAAGACCCCAUUGACUUGCACAUGGUUGAGAUCAUGAAAAUGCAACACAAGAGUGCUACUGACUCGCAGCUCGUCCGUGGUCUUGUCAUGGACCAUGGAGCGCGUCAUCCGGACAUGCCAAAGCGCGUGCGUAAUGCCUAUGUGCUCACACUCAAUGUGAGCUUGGAGUAUGAAAAAACGGAGAUCAACUCGGGCUUCUUUUACUCGUCUGCAGAGCAGCGUGAAAAGCUCGUGGAGUCAGAACGUCGCUUCGUUGAUGCCAAGCUCAAAAAAAUUGUAGAGCUCAAGAACCAAGUGUGUGACGCACCGGCCAGCACACCCGAGUCUGAGCGCAAAUCUUUCGUCAUCUUCAAUCAGAAGGGUAUUGAUCCCAUGUCGCUGGACAUUCUAGCGAAGAAUGGCAUCUUUGCUUUGCGUCGCGCCAAGCGUCGGAACAUGGAACGCCUGCAGCUGUGCUGUGGUGGCGUUGCCCAAAAUAGUGUGGAUGACUUAUCGCCUGAUAUUCUCGGCUGGGCUGGUCUUGUGUACGAGCAAACGCUCGGUGAGGAAAAAUACACGUUUGUCGAGGAUGUUAAAGAUCCAAAGAGUGUAACGCUGCUAAUCAAAGGCCCUAACACGCACACACUCAAUCAGAUCCAGGAUGCAAUGCGUGAUGGACUACGCAGUGUGAAAAAUGCCAUUGAAGACGGCGCUCUUGUGCCAGGAGCAGGUGCAUUCGAAGUAGCCGCGGCUGCUCACCUCCUCGACCACGUGCGUCGCAAUGCUAAAGGCGCGCGCCAAACUGGGCGUGGAGGCUUUUGCCCAGGCGCUGAUGGUAAUCCCUAA